AUUCAAGCUUAUGUUUUUGUCCUACCAUGCGAGUCUCAAGCGCGCUGGAGCCAGUAUGCUUGCAUCGCCGUUAUGCGCACGAAGAUAAUCAAGCAGACUGGGGGCAAGCGUCGCGUCAAAUCGCGUUCAGGGUGCAAAGCCUGUAAGGCUCGACAUAUCAAAUGCGAUGAGACAGUCCCCGCCUGCCAACAAUGCACCAAACGAAAAGUGCAAUGCCCUGGAUAUGCCCAAACCUUCACCUGGUCAAGCCGACAUGAAAAGUUUGGACAAGGAUGCGAUCGAGGGAGAACAACUUGUUUUAGCGAAUUGUUUGCAGGAGAUGGAUCUCUGAGUUCAACAACGUCGACAAAACGCGCCGGUCAGGAAUGGACCAGCAAGCCUACAACAGAACGAUCGACCGCCUGGCCUACGGAUAUGACAUCGGCGCCACCAGUCUUGGAGUCCAGUGAACAAUCUGUGUCUCGCUAUAAUCCCUGCAUCUACCACCAUCAGAGAGAAGAGGCGAAUCAUACUCCGCUAGAGCUGAAGGACUCUCCGGAACAGAUCAACGACCUGGGUGAUCCGCCUUUGGCGCUAGCGAACGAUGACAACAGCUUGCAGACGUGUCACACGUCACCUCAUCAAGUGUGCUUAGACUUUUGGGAGCCUUCACCGAUCACUGAUCUCCUUCUCUACAGUCCAGCCGCAGAAUUGCACUACUUUGGACAAACAAUCUGCCGCCAUCUCUUCAUCUGCGACACAAUCAACAACCCAAUGCGCAAUGUGACAAUCGCUCAAGUGCGCUGCUCGGCGCUUUAUCACGCGCUAUUGAAGUAUUUGACUGCCGAGUAUCUGAACAAGACCAUCGUCGCCGAUGAUGCGCGGCACGUACUACAAACCGCAAAGACGGACACCUUGUUCCACCUGCAGCGAGUCGGGGUUCAGGAAGCGAGUUGCAAGGCAUCAGAAGAAAUUCUGCUCGCCACCAUGAUGCUUGGUUUAUCAGCCUCCUGGGAUGGUACAAACAACCCGGGCGUACAAUACUACCGUCAGGCUGUGUCAUUGUGCGGUCGAACCAUCGCAAGCAUGUCACGUCACAAGCGAAGAUUCUAUGGAGAGGCGCUAAUGUACUGGUGGUCCGGCCUCGCUUUUGUGACGGACAGGACAAAAGAAGCACUGCCAGAUCCACCGGAGUCAACAUCUUUAAACUGCAUCUUCCAGAGCAGGGGGAUCAGCCUCCAUCCGUUGACAGGUGUCUCGCCGCACUCACAUCACCUCAUGGGUCAAGUCGGCGCCCUGGUCUACACACAAAGGAAGCUUGCCCUCGACUGCUCGUUCCUCAGCAGCACAUCUAUGAAGGCACAAGAGUGUAUGCUCCGCGAGUCGCAGCAGCUUGAGCAAGUACUGCUGUCCUUACAAACACCGGAUUGGGAAGAUGUAGACAUAACCAACGAUGCGGACACUCCGGCGGCCGACUUGUGCAAUAUCGCUGAAGCAUACCGGCUCUGUGCUCUUUUGCUGCUGUAUCGAUGUUUUCCGGACCUAUUGUUUAAUAAGCUGGCACUUGAUGGUGUUCUGGAGCAGAUGGCAGCGGAGCGGUACAUGUCCACGUCUGCACUUCAAGCACUGAAUGUGAUUGAAAAAAACGGUGUCACGUCCAGGACAAGAAGCGUCGAGCAGCUCUUGUUGGUGAUCAUCGCUGGUGAGCUCAGAUUGCCGAACCAGUUGUGUUCGCCCCCCACCUCAGUCGUAGAUCGAGAAAGCGAGCUGCUGUCAGAGCCGAGUAAAACACUGUCCCUGCUUGAAUCUAUCGGCAUGUUUUCAGAAUCGGAACGCAACCUCUUCUCAUCAACUGCUGACGGGUCUGAGUUGCGCGCAACGACGGUGGAAGAUGAGGUGUAUACGGAGACUCAGAUCAUAUUAACGGCCCGCGCGUUAGUAUGUACUCGAAUGAGUGCGGUGCGUAGCAUCCUUCCAUACAGGAGCGUGGAGCAGGCGGAAGAAUUGAUGUGGGAUGUCUGGUUCAAGAGCGACAAUGGUGAAGAAGCAUUCUGGGUGGAUCUCAUGAUUCGCAAUUGCCAGAAAUUUGUUAUGGUGUGAGGG
Macroventuria anomochaeta is the source of this 2082-nucleotide messenger RNA. RefSeq lists its product as uncharacterized. Gene Ontology annotation, molecular function: zinc ion binding; DNA-binding transcription factor activity, RNA polymerase II-specific; transcription cis-regulatory region binding. NCBI's taxonomy places the organism in Eukaryota, Fungi, Ascomycota, Dothideomycetes, Pleosporales, Didymellaceae. Gene Ontology annotation, cellular component: nucleus. The record is from RefSeq and is a predicted model, not a curated record. Gene Ontology annotation, biological process: positive regulation of transcription by RNA polymerase II. The transcript has 2 exons. Bases 73 to 2079 code for a protein of 668 amino acids.